Messenger RNA from Betta splendens (Siamese fighting fish), 998 nucleotides. It is a transcript of the gene il10, whose product is annotated as interleukin 10. Gene Ontology annotation, biological process: immune response. Gene Ontology annotation, molecular function: cytokine activity. Gene Ontology annotation, cellular component: extracellular region. Lineage: Eukaryota; Metazoa; Chordata; Actinopteri; Anabantiformes; Osphronemidae. The record is from RefSeq and is a predicted model, not a curated record. Bases 149 to 697 code for a protein of 182 amino acids. The transcript is spliced from 5 exons.
UAACUCUUCUGGGCACUCCAGCGAGUUCUCAAACAGAAGAUUCCUGCUCUCUGAAGUCAGACUUCACCUCCAUCCACUGAUCCAGCAGCAUCUCUCGUCCGUUUUGUUUUUUCUCCACCCAGAAGACUUCAGCAGCCUCUGCAGCAGCAUGACUCCUCGCUCCGUCCUCCUGUGCGUCCUGGCGCUCUCCUCCUCCUUCAGCACCAUCCUCUGCGGUCCCAUGUGCAACAACCAGUGCUGCCGUUUUGUGGAAGCUUUCCCGUCCAGGCUCAGGAAGCUCAGAGAGGACUAUUCACAGAUCAGAGACUUCUACGAAGCAAACAACGACCUGGACUCGGCGCUGCUGGACCAGAGCGUCGAGGACUCUUUUAAAAGCCCGUUCGCCUGCCACGCCAUGAACAGCUUACUGGACUUCUACCUGAGCACGGUGCUGCCUACAGCUGUGGCCGGAGUGACGCAGGAAACCCGGGAUUUAAAGCCCCAUGUGGAGUCCAUCCAGCAGAUCUUCGACGAGCUCAAGCGUGAUGUCACCAAAUGUAGGAACUACUUCUCCUGCAAGAAACAGUUUGACAUCAAGACUCUGAACGAUACCUACACACAGAUGGAGAGUAAAGGUUUAUAUAAAGCCAUGGGAGAACUGGACGUCCUCUUCAACUACAUUGAGACAUACCUGGCCUCCAAACGACGAAAUCACUGAGUGGGUCACUUUUAAACCAUCUAAAUAUGAACUUUGUUCAACUCAGGGAAGAACACAAACUCAGUGAUUGUAAUUCCUGCCAGUAUUUCUGGUACUGCAUAAUGGGUACCAGAUGUUUGCCUGCUGAACUAGCAUUUUUCCAUGUGAGAGUUUACCGUUUUGUCCCAAGGACAAGUUUCAGUUUUGGGACCAUAUUGUGUCUUAAAAGUGAAUAACAAUGCUGUGAACCAUAAUACUGUACUAUUUAUUUGAAUAACGAUGUAUUUAUUGCUAUUGAUACUAAAUAAAUGAUUUACUUUUA